Sphaerodactylus townsendi is the source of this 1679-nucleotide messenger RNA. RefSeq names its product anaphase promoting complex subunit 11 (gene ANAPC11). Gene Ontology annotation, biological process: anaphase-promoting complex-dependent catabolic process; protein ubiquitination; positive regulation of mitotic metaphase/anaphase transition. Gene Ontology annotation, cellular component: anaphase-promoting complex; nucleus. NCBI's taxonomy places the organism in Eukaryota, Metazoa, Chordata, Lepidosauria, Squamata, Sphaerodactylidae. The record is from RefSeq and is a predicted model, not a curated record. Gene Ontology annotation, molecular function: zinc ion binding; ubiquitin protein ligase activity; cullin family protein binding. The transcript has 3 exons. The coding region runs from base 577 to 831 and encodes 84 amino acids.
AAUUGAGCGAGCUGUGAAGAGGGAGGGAUGGGAGGCAGAAAUGAGAGAGGAGCGUGUUUCUUUUCUGGGACGGGCGAUAGGGAGUGAUUUUUGUUUUUCUCCUCAGGAAAAGACUAUUUAAUAUCCGUAGUUUCAUUAAGAUCUCCCCGUUAGUUUAUCCGAUGUUCCGUUUGUCUGGUUCUCCUCUGCCUCUCAGACAGUCCAAGGCACUCAUUUUAGGCAUGCCUCGUGUAUGCGGGAGAAUGGGGUACAAAAAUGACUACAUGCUGCACAUGAGGGAUUACUUUUUAGUGCAGUGAUCUGUGUUAAAAAAAAGCUCUCUGCAUUUAACGAAUCAACACAACUUGAAAAUGGGGUGCUGUGUGGUUUCCGGGCUGUAUGUCCGUGUUCUAGGAGCAUUCUCUCCUGACGUUUCACCUGCAUCUGUGGCUUGCAUCUUCAUCUUCUCAUCUGAUGUGCUAGUUUUCUAGUUGUGUGGAGUGUUUUGUUUUAUUAACAUUCAGACUGUCAUUUGCAGUCCAACUCGAGCUGCCUGGACCAGAUUCCAUCUUAAGCUUAGUGUGUGGUCUGGACAUAAUGAAAGUGAAAAUCAAGUGCUGGCAUGGAGUUGCUUCUUGGCUCUGGGUUGCCAAUGAUGAGAAUUGUGGAAUUUGCCGGAUGGCCUUCAAUGGCUGCUGCCCAGACUGUAAGGUGCCCGGAGAUGACUGCCCUCUGGUAUGGGGUCAGUGUUCCCACUGUUUUCAUAUGCAUUGUAUUUUGAAGUGGCUCAACUCCCAGCAACUUCAGCAGCACUGCCCAAUGUGCCGGCAGGAAUGGAAAUUCAAAGAAUGAUUGUGACAAUUUUCUUUCUCUGUUCCCCUUUUGGAUUCUAUGGAUGGCUCACUUGCUAAGGAGUGAAUUUCUGCCUGCUCCUGGAACACAAUAUAGAAGAUACCUCCUACCUUUCCAGUGUUGUUGAAAGGAAAACUGAAGGAAGAUGGGGAAAGUGGAAGUACUGCUGGCACAUUGAUAGCUAAUGCUGCCAACCAUGUGUAAUCAGGACUUUGACCCUCUGUGGUUCUGGUUUCUAUGCCUUUCUGCAAUAUUACACACUGUGUGACUUCCAGACUUAACACUGUGUAUGAUAGUUGGUGGGAAAAGCUAAAGAAGUAGAUAAAUACCUUUUUCAUGUUUUCCAAAACUCAGACAUCUCUCGCAAUGCCUGAAAUACCCUAGGCCAUGCCUCAUAUGCACUAAGAGUUGGGAAUCAUUUAUGUUCCCAUUCAGUGCACAUUCUCAGCCAUUUAUGUUCUGGGGAACUGAGGUAACCUUUCCCUUCCAUUCUGUAUCUCAUUUGUGAGUUGUAUUCCUGUUAUCUCAGUUCCUCUGUUUAGACCUUAAGCCUGUGGGCAACAAUCUUGAAACCUACUUUGUUGUUAUUGGCAAAGUUCGGGCAUUAUAUGGUUCAGAUCUGUGACCUUUCAGUAUAAACGUUGUAUUAGAGAAUAUUAGGGGAAAGGGGCAGGAGGGAGGAGUGAAUAACUGCAAAUUUGUGCCUGCAUCUUCUUGCACACUUGGCUAGUAAUACAAUGUGUUGGUUUCCCAAAAGCAGUAAUGCCAGAUCUCUCAUAUUGCCAAGCAGUUGCCCACAGUGUAAAUGAGGACACAGGGAGGUUCCAAUAAAUAAGUGAUGUGAUUCA